This is a messenger RNA of Manihot esculenta (cassava), 4437 nucleotides long. Its product is annotated as kinesin-like protein KIN-14P. Lineage: Eukaryota; Viridiplantae; Streptophyta; Magnoliopsida; Malpighiales; Euphorbiaceae. Gene Ontology annotation, biological process: microtubule-based movement. The transcript is spliced from 22 exons. Gene Ontology annotation, molecular function: microtubule binding; ATP binding; microtubule motor activity. The coding region runs from base 517 to 4221 and encodes 1234 amino acids. The record is from RefSeq and is a predicted model, not a curated record.
CUUGUUUUGGAGAUGAACAUUAUGAGAAUUUCAGAUUUUUUUCUUUUUUUCUGAAAAAAAAUAGGAAAAGGAAUUGAAUUAUGAUUGUCUGAUAAUCUGCUUGAAUGUUUCAGCUAACUCCAAUGCCUGAUUCGUCAUUUUGAAACUUGCAUUCCUUCUCUUUAGAGCUGAAUUUAUCUAUUGAUGUGAUUACUAUUUUCUUCACUAGUAAAUUUGUGCUCAUGGAAAGGAAGUUCAUAUUUAUAUUGCAUAAAUAACUUUUUUCUUUUUUGGGUUCUUCUUAUCUUUGUUUUUAAAUUGUCAUUUUUCCCUUUUCAGGGCUUCAAAAUUCAUUAAGAAAACUUUGGUUUGAUAUGAGUUUCUUCUCAUGCUGAAAGGGAAAUGUUCCUGCAAGGUCUAUUCAACUAUUUCUGCAUUCUGCAGAUCAGGACUGCUAGCGACAAAGUCGGACAAUUGUACAUUUAGAGUGUUUUGAUAAUUGGAUUUGAAGCUAAAUGCCCCUUCCUAGUUUCCACUAUGAAUUCGACGUCGGAUAACCUCAUAAAACAAUAUGGAAGAGCCAACAGCCCCAAAUUUUCUGGUACUUCAGGUGUUUUCGAAUCGACUAUAAUCAUUAAAGAUGAUACUGAGGCAAAGCAGCAAAUAAUAUUGAUAGAGUGGAUGAAUAGUAUUGUCCCUAAUUUGAACUUGCCAUUAAAAUCUUCAUCUGAGGAGUUAAGAAUCUGCUUGUUUGAUGGCACUGUUCUACUUGAAAUACUGAAGAAGCUUAGACCUGGUUCUGUCAGUGAGGAUGCCUCUGAUCAUUCUACACCAUCAUGCUCAGAAAACAUCAAAAAGUUUCUAGCGGCUAUGGGUGAAUUGGGGAUCAACCAAUUUGAAGUAUCAGACCUAGAGAAGGGAUCUAUGAAGCCUGUUGUGGAUUGCCUUUUAGCACUUAAAGCACAAGUUGCCAACGAGGGAGACAAUUUUUCUGUCACUAGUACAACUACCAGAGGUGGAAGUCCUUGUGAGAGUGUAUCUUCUCGUGGGCUUGAGUCUCCACAGUCUGGAGAAGGAAGGAUGAGGGCUUUGCAAUAUUUAAAAUUCCAACGAGCUCUGAGUAGUCCUGGCAUGACAGAGGCAUCAACUGCAUUGAUGCAUCAUAUUGGACAUAAGUUCCAUGAGGUGUUUCAAUUGAAACAAGGGCGCUAUGCAGAUCUUCCUGCUGCAAAGAUUUCGGAGAUGAUGAGAUCAAAUAGUUUGGAUAAUGCACCAACUCAGUCACUUUUGAGCGUUGUGAAUGGAAUUCUGGAUGAAAGCAUUGAAAGAAAGAAUGGCGAAAUACCUCAUCGUGUGGCAUGCCUUUUGAGAAAAGUCGUGCAGGAGAUUGAACGGCGUAUUUCAACUCAAGCAGAACACUUAAGAACUCAAAACAACUUGUUCAAGGCUCGUGAAGAAAAGUACCAAUCACGAAUCAGAGUUCUUGAAACCCUUGCUUCUGGAACUGGUGAAGAGACUUUGAUUGUCAAGGGCCAGCUUCAACAAAUAAAGCUUGAGAAGUCCAGAAUGGACGAGAAGAAGAAAGGUGAGGAGGAAGAUAUAAUAAAAUUGAUCAGAGAGAAGGAGGAAACAAAUCUUGAACUUUCCACAUUGAAGCAAGCAUUGGAAAGAGCCAGGAGGAUGCUUGACCUUGAGAUGUCUGAAAUGGAUGAAAGAAGGAAAACUGAGGAGGAAGAUGUAGCAAAAUUGAGGCAAGAGAAGGAGCAGACAAAUCUUGAACUUUCUACAUUGAAGCAGGAAUUAGAAAUGGUCAAAAAGACACUGGGACAUGAGAAGCCCACAAUGGAUGAAAAAAGAAAACACAUGGGGAAAGAUGUGAUGAAAUUGAUGAAAGAGAAGGAGCGAACAGAUAAUGAACUUUCAAAACUAAAGCAAGAACUGGAAAUGGCCAAAACGACACCUGAACCCAGGAAGUCAAAAAUGGAUGAAAAAGGUACACAAGGGGAAUAUGUGGUUAGAUUAAUGAAAGAGAAGGAGCAAACAAACAUUGAACUUUCGACGUUGAAGAAUGAGUUGGAAAUAGCGAAAAGGACACUUGAACUGGAGAAGUCUAAAAUGGAUGAAAAGAGAAAAGUUGAGGAGGAAAAUAUGGUUAAAUUGGCUAAAGAGAAGGAGCAAAUAAAUAAUGAACUUUCAGCAUUGAAACAAGAACUGGAAAUAACUAAAAAGACUUGCGAACUUCGUUGUUUGCAAAUGGAAACAGAAGCUAACGACGCUAAAGCAGAUCUUGAGAAGAGGUUACAAGAGCUUGUGCAACUUUUGGAAGAAUCAAGGAACAAGGUGAAAGUGCUUGAGUCAUAUUCUAAGUCGCAAAAACAAAGCUGGAAUAAGAAAGACCUGAUUUUCCAGAGUUUGGCAGAGUUUCAGUUUGGUGCACUGCAGGAAUUAAGGUCGUCGUCACAGUGCAUCAAGCGCGAAAUUUCGAAAGCGCAAAAGAGACAUUCAGAGGAUUUUAAUUGCCUAGAAUUAAAGUUUAAAAGUUUAGCAGUUGAAAGUGAGAACUACCAUUUAGUUCUUGCUGAAAAUCGGAAGCUGUUCAAUGAGCUGCAAGAUUUAAAAGGAAAUAUUAGAGUUUAUUGUCGGAUAAGGCCAUUGAAUCCUGGUCAGGCUGAAAAACAGACAACGAUAGAGUAUGUUGGUCAAAAUGGAGAGUUGGUUGUUGCAAAUCCUUCCAAACCAGGGAAGGAUGGCAACCGAUUGUUUCGGUUCAAUAAGGUCUAUGGUCCAAAUUCCACUCAAGCGGAUGUAUUUUCGGAUACACAACCGUUGAUUCGCUGUGUUCUUGAUGGAUAUAAUGUGUGCAUAUUUGCUUAUGGACAGACUGGUUCAGGGAAAACUUACACAAUGACUGGUCCUAAUGGAGCAACAAAAGAAGAAUGGGGGGUUAAUUAUCGAGCACUCAACGAUCUUUUCAAUAUCUCUCAAAACAGAAGCACUUCUUUUAUGUAUGAAGUUGGAGUACAAAUGUUUGAAAUAUAUAACGAACAAUUACGUGAUCUGCUAGUAACUGAUGGUUCUCAGAAAAAACUUGGGAUCAAGUCUAGUACCCAACAACAUGGGUUAGCUGUUCCUGAUGCUAGCUUGCACCCUGUAAGAUCACCUUCAGAUGUUAUAGAACUAAUGCAAAUUGGAUUCAACAACAGAGCUGUUAGUGCCACUGCCUUGAACGAAAGAAGCAGCCGCUCACACAGCGUUGUCAGUAUUAAUGUUCGUGGGAAGGACUUGCAUACUGGCGAUACUUCACAGGGUAAUCUUCAUUUGGUGGAUUUAGCUGGAAGUGAAAGGGUAGAUCGCUCGGAAGUAACAGGAGAUAGGCUUAGAGAAGCACAACACAUAAACAAAUCUCUAUCUGCCCUUGGAGAUGUCAUUUUCGCUCUAGCACAAAAGAGUUCUCAUGUACCCUAUAGGAAUAGCAAGCUAACUCAGCUCCUUCAAACCUCUUUAGGAGGUCAAGCAAAGACACUUAUGUUUGUGCAGCUCAACCCCGAUGUAAGUUCAUAUGCUGAAACUAUGAGUACCUUAAAGUUCGCAGAAAGAGUCUCAGGAGUUGAGCUAGGAGCAGCACGAAGCAGUAAAGACGGCAACGUUAGAGAAUUAAUGGAUCAGGUGGCAUCUCUUAAAGACACAAUAUCAAAAAAAGAUGGGGAGAUUGAGCAAUUACAAUUGCUUAAAGAUCUAAAAAGCUCUUAUCCUAGUGCCCAUGGCGAAAAGCAAGGAACAGGUCCACUGAAGCACGGAUAUUCCUCACAUGAUGCACUCCAAAAGCAAUCCUCAAAGGCGAUCUAUGAUUAUUUAGAAAACAGUGAUUAUCAUUCUGAAGUUGAUUCUCAGCAGUCACUAGACGAUUUUAAACAACAAAGAAAAUUUCUCAAGCAUUCAAGAUAUUUUGCUGGAGACGUGAGCCAGGAUGCUGAAUCUUUAAGAUCUGCAGAAGGGGACCAUGAUGAUAGACUAAGUGAUUGUUCUGAGAGUUAUCAUUCUGUCGGAGCAGAACCUGAAAUCCCAGUAGAAAAAGCCACAAAAACAGUGGACAGGAAGAGAAUGCUACCUAGGCCUCGGAGCCUACAAAAGUUAGGGCAACUUACAGUAUCAAUGGGAAGAGACACAUCAAAAGCACCAACAAAUGUGAGGAAAACUACCACUACCAGCUCCUCAAUCAAGCCUCCGAGACGAUGGACGUAAAAUAUAGAGAAAACACAUAUUGAAAUUUUUAUUUCAUAAUUUUUUUCUUAAUAAUAUUUUCAGGGUUAUGAAUUUGUUAUGUAUUUUUAUAGUAUAAUGUAGUUUUAUAAUCAUAGAUUUGCAUUUAAUUAGGUCUAUUUUCUCCCCAUUUCCAUUCCUCAAUGUGGUGGGCAGAUUUGUAUUAAGCAACAAUUAGGGCUUGUAUAUUUCAUCUCA